AUGCGUACAGCGUGCGCUGGUGUAUUAAUGGUAACAUGCUUGCCUCGCAUGUCAGAUGCCUCGAGUUCAAACCCCGGCACGACUAUUGGAUGUACGCUGCUGUUGAGCUCUAAUAAGAGCAAAACUCGAGUCCAUUGCUUUCCCCCUCCAGAUUCUACCUAUGAAAAGCUGACCGGAAAGAUAUGGCUGUCCCAUCUCCUUGUCUGUGGAUGGAACCGUGGAAUAAAAUGGUAUUUUCGAGUUUUCUCGCUCAAGGUUGAGCAUUUUCGCCCGUUGAGACGUGAAAAUCAGCUGCGUACAGCGUGCGCUGGUGUAUUAAUGGUAACACGCUUGCCUCGCAUGUCAGAUGCCUCGAGUUCAAACCCCAGCACGACUAUUGGAUGUACGCUGCUGUUGAGCUCUAAUAAGAGCAAAACUCGAGUCCAUUGCUUCCCCCCUCCAGAUGUGAACUCACCAGGAUGA
Molecule: messenger RNA, 462 nt
Organism: Opisthorchis viverrini
Lineage: Eukaryota; Metazoa; Platyhelminthes; Trematoda; Opisthorchiida; Opisthorchiidae
Exons: 2
Coding region: 1-462 (153 amino acids)
Source: RefSeq, a predicted model, not a curated record